Messenger RNA from Vigna unguiculata (cowpea), 1987 nucleotides. Its product is annotated as smr (Small MutS Related) domain-containing protein. Lineage: Eukaryota; Viridiplantae; Streptophyta; Magnoliopsida; Fabales; Fabaceae. The record is from RefSeq and is a predicted model, not a curated record.
UAUUGAUUCCUUGACGGUCGUUAUUGAUUCUGUGACGGUAACGGUGACGGCGCGGCGGCUGUCAAAUCUCUUUUUUCGCGUGUUUGUUUUCUCUCCCCGGAAUCUUUUUGUGGCCUCUGAGAGACCCUUUGGGAAGAAUCGCCAGAAAACACCCAAAGUUUUGUUCUUCCUCCUCUCUUUGCAAUAUCUAUACAGAAGAUUUAUGGAUAACAGGUGCAAAUCACUGCAGCACUGUUCCGUCGCAAUUGUUUUCCACCGACAAGUGUUUGACUUUGUGGUUCCGUCGCUUUUUCAACCCUUCGAUAGAUUCAUUCCUUGGCUACGCUUUCUGAGUCACAGAUAACAUUCAAGCUACUUUCUUUCUCCUGAAUUUUUCUUCUGAAAAGAUAAAAAAGUUAUUGACUUGGACCUUUUGCAAGCAAGAUCUUGACAUCGUGGCUUUCUGAGUUCUAUAUCUGCAUAAUUAUUCUGGCAGAGAUACUGCAAAGUGAUUUGAGACCCAAUUAUGCUGUAAAACCAAGGUGACUGCUUCAGCCCAAUCUUCUGUUAAGAAGAUGUCGUGGGCUAAGGGUCAAUCCUCUGGUUGGACAGCUUUUGAUCUCAAGCAGAGAAAGAACAACAAUUUUGAAUCUGAAGUUGAUAAAGAUAAUUUCCCAGCUAUAGGCACUUCUGAUUCUACAGUCAAGAAGAACCAUGUUCCUGCAAAGCCUUUCUCUUCGGUACUUCUGCCGACUAAAAAUUUCCCACCGUUGAAAGAGUGUUUGAAUAACAAAAAGGUAAUAUCAGGUUCUGAUUCUGAUGAAAAAUACUGUGGAGCUCCUGCUCAGGAAGAUGUUAAUUUAGCUAUCAAAAAGCUUAGAGAGCAGAAUCUUUGGGCUGAACAUAGCUUGAUAGAUGAUAUAUUGGCUGCUGUUAAUAACAAUGUUGAUAAGGCCUCAGCUUUAUUGGAAACAAUGGCCUCUGCAGUGAAUUUUGAAGACUACAAAGUAUCAUCUGCAGUGAUAGCUACGACAGAUGAUACCCCAUAUAAGAAUAAAACUAAUGAAAGUCUUACUUUGGAAAAGAUCAAGGAUGGUAUUCCCUUUGAUAAGCACCAAGACAACGAUAAAGGCUUGGAGAAUAGAAAUGUUUCCUCAAUUCAAAACCUCUUGAAUUCUGUUCCUGUAGAGCCUGAAUGGGAGGAUGAUGAUAUUUACAUUAGCAAUCGAAAGGAUGCAUUAAGGACAAUGAGGUCAGCAUCGCGACAUUCUAGGGCAGCUUCUUUUGCUUUUUUAAGAGGGGAUCAUUUGUCAGCUCAACAUCAUUCAAUGAAAGCUCAAGUGGAAUGGCAUACUGCUGAAGAGCUUAAUUCUGAUGCAGCCAGAAAAAUUUUAAGUAUCAGGAAUAAUGAAAAUGAUAUCUGGAGACUUGAUUUGCAUGGUCUUCAUGCAACUGAAGCUAUUCAAGCAUUGCAAGAACAUCUCUACAGAAUUGAAAGCCAAGGCUUCUCAAAGAGUUCGGCCAAUGGAGUGAAACAAAAUGGGCUUGGACAAUCUGCUCUUAUCAACAGUGCAAAAUUGGAUAUCCAAGCACCAUUACGGCUUAGACCAUUGGCAUUACAUGUCAUAACAGGCGUUGGUAAUCACAGUCGGGGACAGGCCUCCCUUCCUACAGCUGUCAGAAGUUUCCUUAAUGAAAACAGGUACCGUUUUGAGGAGAUGAGACCAGGAGUAAUUACAGUGUGGCCUAAGUUUCGUCAAAAUUGAUCGUUAAACCCAUUAGAAACUUGUUCUUGUUUUGUAUGUAUCAUUGAUAGGGAUCAUAUUUAGUCAUGGUGAUACUAAGAUUUUUCCUUGUUGAUGUUAAUUAUUUGCCGUGGCCGUGGAAAUGAAUUGAAUUCAGAUGAAGCUAUCUAUAUUCGAAUAUUUGAAUUUUGGAAUGAAGCCUUUAGUUGUAGGCUUUCUUCCCUAUUAAAUUCGACUUCAAAUUCUUAUGAUCAAUUUAGUUA